Messenger RNA from Olea europaea var. sylvestris, 1669 nucleotides. RefSeq names its product AT-hook motif nuclear-localized protein 1-like. Gene Ontology annotation, molecular function: minor groove of adenine-thymine-rich DNA binding. The record is from RefSeq and is a predicted model, not a curated record. The transcript is spliced from 5 exons. NCBI's taxonomy places the organism in Eukaryota, Viridiplantae, Streptophyta, Magnoliopsida, Lamiales, Oleaceae. The coding region runs from base 348 to 1286 and encodes 312 amino acids.
GACAGUCUGAGGAAAAUUAGGAAAAGUUAAAUUAGCUUUAACUUACAAUACCUCAAUUUCCCCAUUGUCUCACCCCAAAAUUCAAUCCUUCUCUUUUAAUUCUCCAAAAAAUCAAAUCUUUUUUCUCAUAAUUUUAUUGUUCAUCCACACCAACUUUCCCAUUUUUUUCAGUUUGAUCUUACAGUAAAUUUUUUCCAGUUCUGUCAAAACCCGAAGAAGCUUUUUAAGGGAUAAACUUCAAAUCUUUGCUGUUUUUUUAUUUUUCUUACAAUUUCUGGGUUUUUGCUUCCAAAAAAAUUAUGAUUUUUUGAGGGUUUGUAGGAAUUGUUUUUCUUGGAAUUUGAAGUAUGGAAGGUGGAAGUGGUACUAUAAGUAGCAGUGGAAUCACAGUGGUGGGAUCAGAUGCUCCUUCGGACUACCAUGUGGCUCCAAGGUCCACUGAUAAUCCAAUUCAGAUGAGUGGAUCAGCGCCGCCUCCUCCGCCGGGGACCACCGCUGCUGGAGUGAGUGGUUCCACUGUUGAGAAGAAGAAGAGGGGCAGGCCUAGGAAGUAUGUCCCUGAUGGCUCUGCCACUAAGCCCCUCUCACCUAAGCCGAUAUCCUCCUCGGCCCCUACACCGAUGAUUGAUUUCUCGGCCGCGGAUAAGCCCGGAAAAGUCCGGCUGGCACAGCAUACGAGAAUGGAGCAGGAGAAUUUGGGUGAAUGGGUUUCAUGUACAGUUGGUGCUAAUUUUAUUCCUCAUAUCAUCACUGUCAAUGCUGGAGAGGAUGUCAUGAUGAAGAUCAUAUCUUUCUCUCAACAAGGUCCUCGGGCUAUUUGCGUUCUCUCGGCUAAUGGCGUGAUUUCAAGCGUAACGCUUCGUCAACCUGAUUCUUCAGGUGGCACAUUGACAUAUGAGGGUCGUUUCGAGAUGCUCUCGCUGACUGGAUCAUUUAUUCCUUCCGAGACUGGAGGGAUGAGGCACCGAACUGGUGGUAUGAGCAUUUCGCUAGCUAGCCCCGAUGGUCGUGUUGUAGGGGGUGGGGUUGCUGGUUUACUGGUUGCUGCCAGUCCCGUCCAGAUUGUGGUUGGUAGUUUUUUGGUGGGGAAUCAGCAUGAACAGAAAACGAAGAAACACAAGACACAGUCGACGACUGUUAUACCUACUGCUGCUAUUCCUAUCUCGAGUGCAGGGGUGGAAGAACCAUAUAAUGCCAACUCUUCUUUCCGUGGAGACAGCUGGUCUUCAAUGGGCCCCGACUCAACGACUAAACCCACUGAUAUCAACACAUCUUUGCCCGAGUAGUAACCCUAAAACGCUAACCCCAUAGGUGGAUUAGACAAAACAAAAAAUCUUGUCCAUUGUACUUUCCAGAAUAGUGUAGCAAAUAUGCACUAACAGUUCUCUUACCAACGCAAUUGGCGUCAAAUCCAUUCAUGGAUUCCCUAGUUAUCGAGUCUUAUCACCCAUAUGUUGUUCGUUAUAAACUUAGUACUUGCGUAAUUAGGCGAGGUUUGUGUAGUAAAUUAGCUAGUUAGUGCAUUCGAGUUGACAUUUUUUCGUCUAUGAUCUACUAUCGUGUUGUUGAAUGUAUAGAGAUGUCGAUGUAUUGUCAUUUCUGUUCGCUUAUUUAUUCAACAUCUUCUAGUCUUUUCAAUGUAUCCAAAUUCACGAUUUCUUGUUUUCAA